This is a messenger RNA of Lutzomyia longipalpis, 1106 nucleotides long. Its product is annotated as glutathione S-transferase D1-like. Lineage: Eukaryota; Metazoa; Arthropoda; Insecta; Diptera; Psychodidae. The transcript is spliced from 4 exons. Gene Ontology annotation, molecular function: glutathione transferase activity. Gene Ontology annotation, biological process: glutathione metabolic process. The record is from RefSeq and is a predicted model, not a curated record. The coding region runs from base 383 to 1051 and encodes 222 amino acids.
CUGUCAGUAAUACAAAAUUUGUCUUUUAAUAAACAUUAAAGUCAUUUAUAAAUCCAACUAAACUUUCUUUGCUUUCUUAUCUUAUCGUUUACGUAAAUGUAUGUGUUAGAACAAUCGCGCACUUUAUAAAUUAAAUUCUAGAGCAGCGCGACCUGCCGCGUGCCCGUUCACUUUGGAAUCUCUGACCGAUCUAACAAGUUUUUAUCAUUGACACAAAGUCAUGAUUUCCAGUCUAUUUUUCCUUUGACAUUUUGGAACUUUCCAGUGACCACCUCUGGAAUUCUUCAAGCCUUCAAAUGGCGCCAAAUUUGAAUUUAUUAAGACAAUUUGCAAUUAUUUCAACAAUAACUUCUAAUCAGGAAAUUGAAAAAAAGCUCUCAAUAUGCCGAUUGAUUUGUACUACUCACCUAUUUCCGCCCACUGCCGUAGCGUUCUCCUCUUAAACCAAAUUCUUGGAAUUGAAUUUAAUCUCAAGGAAAUAUAUUCAGAUAAUAGGCGGAAUCAAAUGUUGCAGAAAAAAUCAGAAUUUCGUAAGAUAAAUAACCAAGAAAUCUUACCCACAAUCGUCGAUGAUGGCUUUACUUUGUGGGGAUGCCGAGAAAUCCUUCAAUAUUUGGUGGAAAAAUACGGAAAGGAUGAUUCACUUUACCCAAAGGAUCCUCAGAAGAGAGCUCUUGUGAAUCAGAAGCUCUACUUCGAUAUGGGAACGCUCCAUCAACCUUUUGCUGACUACUACUUCAAACGAAUUUUUGCAAAAACUUCUAUCGAUCCGGCUGCCUUCAAGAAAAUAGAAGAAGCAAUGGGCUUCUUUAAUACAGGCCUCGAGGGGCAGCUUUUUGCAGCUGGAGAUGCCCUGACUAUUGCAGACUUUUCUCUGAUGGCUACUGUUUCGACUUACGAUGCUUUUAAAUUUGAUUUAACCCCGUAUCCCAAUGUUGCGCAAUGGUUUGAGAGGUCCAAGAAGACUAUGCCAGGAUAUGAGGAGAUUAAUCAGAAAAGUUCUGAGAUGGAGGAAUAUCACGAGAAAAUUUUGUCAAGGCUUCAAAAAUAAUUUUUUCAUAUCCUCUAUAUUUUUUUAAAUAAAUAUUGGACUUAAAAUACCCUAA